CAGGGAGAAGGAAGGGGCGAGCAGGGGAGAAGUAAAUGGGCCGAGCAGAGGCAGCAGUGUGUUCCAGGCUGUGCGAGCUGACGGAGCGGCGGAAUGUGUCGAGAGCUGCGUGACUCCUGAAAACAAGACCCGACAGGACAGAAGUGGAGAGAGAAGAGGGAGACAGAAGGGGGAGCCGGCAGGGGGGGGCGGCGGCGGCGGCGGAGGAGGAGGAGGAGGAGACUUGGAGGAGUUUGGGAUCUUCUGGGAUCUACUAUCUGUGAAGGAUCUAGUCGAAGUGUUGAGCUGGGGCUGAGCUUUUAGCCCUGGCCUGGAGAUCCCACUGCAGCGGGGACAGAAUGAACUAUCUGAACAUGCUGGCCAAGGCGUUGUACGACAACGUGGCCGAGUCUCCGGACGAGCUGUCCUUCCGCAAGGGCGACAUCAUGACGGUGCUGGAGCGGGACACUCAGGGCCUGGACGGCUGGUGGCUCUGCUCCCUCCACGGCCGCCAGGGCAUCGUGCCCGGGAACCGCCUCAAGGUCCUGGUCGGCAUGUAUGACGGCAAGCAGCAGCAGCAGGCCGCAAACCCCGCCGCCGACUCGGGGGUUUCCUGUCCCGCCUCCCAGAUGCAGCGUUCCCUCCCCCCUCAGAGCGCCUACGCCAAACCGAUGCUGGCCCCCACGUCCGCCGCCAUCACUACUUCCUCCUCCGGCUUCGCCGGCAAGCCCCUCCCCUCGGCCCAGUACACGUCCAUGCACCCGGCCUACUCCGCCCCCGGCCCCGCGCAGCCCGGCGCCGACUCCGUCUACAUGAUGCCCCCCUCCCACGGACCCAAAGCGACCCCUCAGAGUCUGUACCAGAUUCCGUCUGGUCCAGGUGGCGUGCAGACACAGACCCCCGGCAUGGCGCCGGCGCUGAGCCAGAGACAGUACCAGCUACCCGCGCAGGAUAUUUAUCAGGUGCCCCCCUCGGUGGGCCCGGGGCCGCUGCAGGGGGCCGCUCCGCCCGGGGGCUCGGGAGUUAACCAGGACGUGUAUCAGGUGCCCCCCUCCCUGGAUAAGAGGAACUGGGAAAGCAGCAACAUCCCGCUCGGCAAGGUGGUGGUUCCCACGCGGGUGGGACAGGUGUACGUGUACGACACGGUGAAAACGCAUCAGGACGAGUACGACGUCCCGCCCAGACACCAGCCCACGGCGCAGCAGGACAUCUACGACGUCCCGCCCACCCGCCAGCAGUACAGCACACAGGUCUACGACACUCCUCCCAUGGUGGUGAAGGGGCCCUCUAGUGGUCAGGACAUUUACGACACCCCAGCAAGCACAGAGAAGAGCGCCCAGCAGACGGUGUAUGACUUCCCCCCCUCCGUCAGCAAAGACGUCCCCGACGGCCAGCCGGUCCGGGAGGAGACCUACGACGUCCCGCCCCACUUUGCCAAGCUGAAGCCGGCGGCGCCCGGCGCCCCCGGUCAGUACCUGCACCACAACCUCAACAACGACGAGGACGACGAGCCGCCCAUUCCGGAGGACGUGUAUGACGUCCCCCCCCCCAUCCUGACCGACAAGCGCUACCGCAGGGACAGGGGGGGCGGGGUCACACAGGCGGCCCAGGAGAUCUACGACAUCCCGGCCAUCCUGCGCACCGGAGCCCACGCCACGCAGGACGUGUACGACUUCCCCCGCGAGCGAGACGAGGGCGGCGGGGGGAGGGGGGACCAGUACGUCUACGACGUCCCUCCACAGGUGGUCCGUGACGCCCAGUCGGCCAGCGAGGAGCUGACCGUGUCCUUCAAGCGUCUGUCGGCGUCCAGCACGGGCAGCACGCGCAGCAACCACUCCGCCUCCUCGCUGGACAUGGUCCCCGUCCGGGACACGUCCUCCGUGGCGGCGCCCGGGAAGCCCCUCAUCCUGGACCUGGACCAGGCCAUGGAGCGCCUGUCCCGCCUGCAGCAGGCGGUGGAGUCCAGCGUCUCCCUCAUGAUGUCCUUCAUCACGGGCAGCUGGAGGAGCCCCGCCCACCUGGAGGGGAACCUGUCGGCCAUCCAUCAGGCCGCCGACCGCGUGCGCGCCGCCGUCAGAGAUUUCCUGGAGUUUGCCCGGGGCGCCGUGGCCAACGCCGGCCAGGCCACAGACCGCUCCCUACAGACCAAACUGGGCCGUCAGGUGGGGAAGAUGGAGGAGGUGUUCCAGAGUUUGAUUCAGCACAGUCAGAGUCUGGACGCCGUCUCCUGGUCGCACACGGCGCUCAUGACUCCCCCGCCAGGAGGCGACGACCUGGACCGGCUCAUCAUGACGGCGCGGGGCAUCCCGGACGACACCAAGCAGCUGGCCUCGUUUCUCCACGGGAACGCCUCGCUGCUUUUCAAACGGACCGGCCGGCAGCAGCAGCAGCAGCUGCCCCUCCCCCCCAUCCCCGGGGAGAUGGGCGGGAACAUGACGGGCUCGGGCAGCGGCAGCUAUCAGGGCGGCGAGAAGGUGCACAUCCAGUCCCGGCCCCUGCCCUCCCCACCAAAGUUCACCGCCGCAGACGAGGAGGAAGGCGUGGACCGACCGUACGAGACCACGGAGGAGGGCUGGAUGGAGGACUACGACUACGUACACUUACAGGGAAAGGAAGAGUUUGAGAAGAACCAAAGACAGCUGCUGGAGAAAGGCAACAUCAUCCGACACAACAAGACACAGCUGGAACAGCAACAGAUUAAACAGUUUGAGCGUCUUGAGCAGGAAGUCAGUCGGCCAAUCAACAACGACAUGACGGGCUGGGUCCCCUCCCCGCACCACCCGCUGGCCAAUCAGCUGGCCCAGAACGGCUCGGGAGGCCCCGCCCCCUCCAAGCUCUGCCACGGCGACCGGCAGCUGCUCCUCUUCUACCAGGAGCAGUGUGAGCAGAACGUCACCACGGUGACCAACGCCAUCGACGCCUUCUUCACGGCCGUCAACUCCAACCAGCCGCCCAAGAUCUUCGUGGCGCACAGCAAGUUCGUCAUCCUGAGCGCGCACAAGCUGGUGUUCAUCGGCGACACGCUGUCCCGCCAGGCCAAGUCCCCGGAGGUGAGGGCCCGGGUGGCCCAGACCAGCAACACGCUGUGCGAAAAGCUCAAAGACAUCGUGAUCAGCACAAAGACGGCGGCGCUGCAGUACCCGUCUCCCGGCGCCGCCCGGGACAUGACGGAGCGGGUGAGGGAGCUGGCGGGCUGCACGCAGCAGUUCAGGAUGGUCCUGGGACAGCUGCUGCUCAUGUAGGAGCACCAAAAACUCCCAGGAGGCGGCGCGUUCUCCCAGGGACGGAGGUCAGGCCAGCCCUCGUGCCCCUGCAGAGCUGGCUGGGAGAACCCGGAGCGAUGCAGGAAACCCUGGGCUGGAGAUCCCGCCUGCCUCAACAGGGUGAGGCUCCCCUCGCUUCCUGCGGGGUCUGGGACCCCCAUGUGGGACUGGGGACUCACGUCUGGCUCUGACCCGGCUCAGCGGGAUCGCUCCUGUCUCCUCCCUCUGAGCGCUUUUUACUCCAGACAGACUCCAGUGAGCGUUUCCUCUCCAGUGGGCUGGGCCAAAGGCUGUAAAGUAAUCUCUGUACAUAUUUAAGUUCCCUAUUUAGUCAGAAAAGCAGAAAGAAAAAAGGCUUCUAGUAUAUAACUAUGAAUAAAUGGUUCUUUUCUGUUUCGAAAAAAGGAAAGUAAAGAACAAAGUGUAGUUUUUAGACGGUAUCUAUAAUUGUUAUUAAUAUUGCUAUACUACAUAAUUAUGAUUCUCGAUCCUUGUAUCAAUAUUGUUAUGGAUGUGUAAAUUCCAGAUGUUACGUCUGAUUAUGCCUGAGCGCUUUCCCAUUCCUGACAGUGUCACUCUUACAAAAACACACACACACACACACACACACACACACACACACACACACACACACACACACACACACACACACACACAGACACACACACACAUCGGGAUGAUCUGAUGUUGCCGAGCUGCUCGGUCAGUUGUCCACAAUGAAUUCAGGACACUGUGCUGCCAAAUGAUAACCACAGUUUAGGAUGAUCUGUGCCAUAUCAGAGGCGUUUUUUUGGUAAAACUGUAUGUAUAUUGUUUUGUAAGAGGCAUGUCUUAGAGAGGAGGAUGUGUAAAAGGUUCAGCAAAAUGCAAUUAAACCUGCAUUUCUCUUUUCUCUGA
Messenger RNA from Salarias fasciatus (jewelled blenny), 4139 nucleotides. RefSeq names its product BCAR1 scaffold protein, Cas family member (gene bcar1). Gene Ontology annotation, molecular function: protein binding. The coding region runs from base 339 to 3221 and encodes 960 amino acids. Gene Ontology annotation, cellular component: cytoplasm; plasma membrane; focal adhesion. The transcript has 8 exons. Lineage: Eukaryota; Metazoa; Chordata; Actinopteri; Blenniiformes; Blenniidae. Gene Ontology annotation, biological process: cell migration; cell surface receptor protein tyrosine kinase signaling pathway. The record is from RefSeq and is a predicted model, not a curated record.